CUAACAUGAGCAGUGGUUGUAAUUGUAACAGUUCAAAGCGUAUGGUCUUGUAGCUUUAAAGCUCAUGUUCUUGUAGCUUCGUGGGACAAAAGGACGGAGUCUUGAAGACGAGUGCGAAAACUCAAGAUACUCAAAAUGAGUCUAUCUGAGCAGCAGGAUAGCAGGCCUCCCAGCAGAGCAGAAGUGGACAUGGAUGAAAAAGACGAGGAGGAGGUGAAGAGAACAGAGGCGAAUGCCCCUCUAUUGGCCCUUGCACCUGAUGCGUCGCUCCCAGAAGAGCAGCACUCUUCCAGUACUGAUGUUUCUGCUACUACUGCUUUCCAGUGCCUAGAUGAGCUGUUGUCAUUGGGCAAGAUCAGCCAGACCAAAGUGGCCAAACUGAAAACCAGCUACAGGCUCCUGCAGGAGACUCUGAAGCGUGCCCAGGACUCUGAGAUCCAGCGUCUGGAAGAGGCAAAGAGGUGUCGUGCUGAGCUGCAGAGGCUGCAGGCGGAGGUGGAGGCAACAGAGGAGCAGAGCACGUCUGAGGAGCCUGAAAGUGAGGUCAAUGAACUGAGGCAACAGCUCCUCCAGGUGUACAAUGAACUGAGAGCUGCUGAGGACAGAGAGUACAAGACACAACACCAACUGAAGUGUCUCCGGGAAGAGAAGCAGUAUCUGGUGAAAGAGAAUGAGAAUCAGCCAAAACCUGCUGAGCUGGAGAGCAGAACAAAAGCCCUGCAGGACAAAUAUGAGGAUCUGAGGAAAGAGGUGGCCCAGAAACAACUGGAAGUCAGAAGUCUGAUGGAAGAUGUGGAAACCCAUGAAACUCUGAUACUGAAAGAACAGAAAGAGCUGGAGGACCAGAAGGAGAUCAUAGAGCUCAAAGAGGCUGAGAAAGCCCGGCUCAUCAGCGUACCUGACCAGAUUUUUGAGAAGAUUGAAAGGAAACGCUCCAAGACGGAAGCUGCAAAGAAGCAGAUAGGAGCACUAAACACAGAGAUUUCAGAAACGGAGCAGCAAGUGAAGGAGGUGGACGAGCAUAACCACUCCCUCAGGAUGAAGAAGAAGGUGAUGAUGCAGGAGCUGGAGGCUCUCCAGGCCCAAGUAGAGGCCAGUCAGGCAGAGUACAGACAGCUGCUGAAAGAACAGGAGGUCAACAGGGAGGAAGAGGCUGAAUUCAUUGGGAACAGAGGUAUCCUGGAAAUGAAGCUGCAGAACAUCAUGAGUGACAGAAAGCACCUGUAUAAGAACCAGUCUGUGCAGCUCAGAGAGAAAAAUAGGCAGAUGCAAGCCCUCAAGAGGAUGGAGUAUGCGUUGACAAUGGCCACUGAGCAGCUACAACACAUGCAAUCUAUCUACAAUGAGUUACAGGCACAGUUAGAUGCUGUUCCCAAAAGAGAAGACAGUAUUCAGCAGAGGAUGGAGCUUCAGAAAGAGGUGGACACUCUCAAAGUCAGCUUUGAAAAACAGCUCUCAGUGGCUGAGGAGGACAGCCAGAAGAAUCAGCAGUGUGGGAUGAUUCAGGACCUGCUGAGGGAGUCAAACAGCCUCAGAGAAGAACUCCACAACCUCAGAUGUCUGACACAGAUCAAAGCCGAGGAGAGGGGCCAGAAGCACCGUGAACUGCUCAGGGCUGAGCAACUGAACCAGCACAUCCAGCACGAGCUGCGAGAAAAAGACCUAAUCAUCAUGGACCACAACAAGCUGAAUAUCAUGCUACAGCGCAGAAUAUCACAGUAUUCUAAACUGUGUGACACGAUCAUGGAAGAGAAGAUUAAAUACAUCAAGCUGAAGCAGAUCGCCUCACAGACUAUCACAGAGCUGACGGAGCAGGUUAAGGUCCUGGAAAACGAGACGGAGAUCCAACGAUCCAUUGUCAUCAACAAGGACAGGUCGCACACAAAGGCUCGUAUGAAGCUUUCCAACAGCUCCAAAAUGAGGGACAAGCUGCGCAAUGACAUCUCCAAGGUUGCAUGGAAGCACCGUCAGAUCAGUCAGCAGAGUGAGGACAGCAAACAUGAGGUGGUGAAACUCGCGCAAAUGGUCAACCUCCAGGAGCAGGCGCUUAUAGAAAUGAACAAGAAUCAAGAGACAACCAUACAAAGACGCAAUUUUCUUGGCAUUCAGCUCCUGGAGCAUGAGGAGGUGUUGUUCAACCACUAUGAGAAGGUGAACAUCCAAGAGGCGGCCAUCACUAAGGGCAACGUGGCGCUGGAGAUGAUGGAGAAGGAGAUGAGAGACUUGCAGUUAGCAAUUAACGAAGAGAAGAGACAGAUUGACCUGAAGAAAAAGGAGGUGCCCCUCAAGAGAAAGCUGGAGGGAGAGCUCACCAUGUUGCAGAUAGAGCUUUCAGAGGCCAGGGACAAGACGCUUGAAGAUCUGAAUCAAACAGUUGAUUAUAAAGAGCUAAAAGGCAAAGACCCAUCAACUGUUGAACUGGUCAAGAAAAUUGAGCAGCUCGAGGUGAAUCUAGCCGAACGCGAGAGGCAGUUACUGGAAAAAGAGCUCCUUGUGGACCAGGUGACCCGGCUCUCAAAGCCGCUCGGCGAACAGGCCGAGAACUGCCAACAGGACAGACUAUCACUGAGGAAGAAGCUGAACGAUCUCCGAACUCAUAUAAUCAACACCAACCACCGUCUGAUGGCAGUUUCUGCGGAACUUUCCAUGAAGCAAGCCGCUGCUUUGUCUCAACGACAAGAGAUCAAAGAGAAAGAGCUCCAGAUGGACAGGUGCCAGCGGCGGCUGGAGCAGGGCCUGCCACCCUGCCCUGAGAUAGAGGAGGAGUGGAGGAGGAUGCUCCGCGACAAGAAGAGGAGGCAGAGGGACAAAGAGGAGAGAGAGAGGCUGGCUAAAGAAGAAGAGUGGAACCAGUUGCCUAAUGGAGAGUACACCACAGCUGAAGCUCGUCCUAACGCGUACAUCCCCCAGACCGACUCUCUUCCUCUGCCCAAACCCUAUGGAUCCCAGGCCCCCUUCAAACCCCCCCAACCAGGAGCCAACAUGAGACACAUCCGCAAACCAACAGUCAAACCCUUAGAGAUAUAGGAAGCAAUAUACAUGUUUGCACAUCAAGACUACUGUGUAUUCAUGAAGUUGGAGGCUGAUUUUUAAUCAGAAUCCACACAUUUCACAUCAGUGUCCCUCCGAGACAUUGAAUCUUCACUACAGGAAUCAGCAGAAAUUCAAAAAUAAAUGAACGUUUUAAUUUUUAAUAUAUUUUCUGGGGCAUUUUUUUCUUAUUCCUUUCACACAUUUAUUGAUCUAUCUGCUCUCUCUCACUCCUUCCUCCUCCACUUCUCUGCUUCCUGUGUGUGUUUUCGUCCUAGCUGUUCAGCAUACCACUGCUGUUUUGUCAUUUGUGUGUGUACUCGUGGACUGCAUCUGGUUGUGAUUUUUGUUUCCCUUUUUUUUGUUGUUUUUUUUACAUUUACUGGCAAGAACUUGUUUACACGCUGCUUGCUGUAACACUAAGUACUGUAGGAGAGUGGAAGGGAAGACAGAGGACAUGGGGGAAAUUAAAUUUGUGUUUAUUAUUGUAUCAUGUUCACCAACAGGAAGUUUUGUAUUUAUUUCUGUACUCAACACAUCAUCAUUGUCUCACUACCUUUCUCUUAGAAAGAAAUUCAUUUCACAUAUUUCUACAUAUUCUUCAUCUCGUUACUGUUUCAUUCCUCGCAGUUGUAAUCAUGCAGCUGAUGAAUAAAUUGCAGUGGAUUUAAGCUCUAAGCUAGGCUAAGAGUGGCUGCCUAAUGUCUGAAAUGAUAAAUAUAAAUAUGGAGAGGAAGAUCAGGCAAUGAAAGAGCAUAGAGAAUGACAAAGAGAGAGGAGAAUUUAAAUGAAGAGGAAUGAGAUGGCUGUCGGAAAAGGCAGCAGAGGAGAGUCGGGGAGGGGAAAAUGGAUAAAAGUGGAGAGUAAGUGGGGUGGAGAGUUCAGAGUUGGUUACUGGAGACUGAAACAAAGUCCCUAGCCUCUGAAGUUUCUUAAACCUUACUCGAAGUUGUCGUAUCUGCUGAUCUUAUGAGUGUGUUUUGCAGCUUGUGAGCAUGUGUGUGCUUGAGAAACAAGUUCAUGUGGGGGCUAAUGCUGUGUAUGUAUGUACACAUAUUUGUGUUUUGGAAAAAAAAAAAACUUCUGAAUAGAAUUAUAAAGUGGUGUGAUUGAUGUGUGGUAAAUUUAUUGUCACAAGAACCAGUGCGCUAACAAUAGAUUGACUCCCCAGUACAUAAUUCCUAAAGGAUGAGUCUGUUGUGACACUCGUCAUGAGAAGCAGUUAGCAAGCUAAUUAGCAAGCUAGCUAAAAACAAUGGAUAAACGGUUAAAAUAGUCAAAUGAAAGUAAUUUAUGAGUUGAAUUACCAUAAUUAACUAAAGGUUACUGGAUAAACACUAAGUUAUGAGCCAAAAGAAACUGAUAGUUGUAUUACCAAAAAAAAUGGAGCAGUCAAAACAGUUAUCAUUACUUAAAGUAAUGGAUAAAUGGUGAAAUGGGUAACUAGCUAAAAGCGAUGAGCAAACAGCUGAAAUAAUAAGCUAAAAGUAAUGAAUGAACUGUUGACAGCUAAAAGUAAAAGAUAAACUGCUGACGUAGUUUGCUAAAAGUGAUGGGACAGUUGAAACCGUUAGCCAGUUAAAAGGAAUGGAUAAAUGGUAGAAACAGGAAACUAAAAGUAAUGCAAAAUCGUUUAAAUAAUUAGUUACACCCAAAAGUCUGUAUAUAGUAAUGGAUAAACAGUUUCACAGUCAUAUAAAAGUGAUGGAUAAACAGUCGACUUUGCCGGUGAAGGUGUACUGACGCUAAUACAGGAUGUGGGGUAUGUCAGACAAAAAUGUUUGGAAACCUCUGGUGUACACCGUGUUGAGCUUGAUUUGCAAAACACGCUGUGUGAGUCAACUUCUUAAGAGGUUCAAGAAGGCAGCAGGCGAGAGUUUAUCGGAUUUCGAGCCAGCCCUGUCCACCCAGUGAUGUGGUGUGUGUGUGUGUGUGUGAUGAUCCAUUGCGGGCUGAUGGUGAGAGCUGUCAGAUUAAUUUAGCCCCCUAACUGUUUGUGCUUAUUAGUCAGCUACAUAACACCGGCUGCAUAACAAAGUGUGGGGGAGGCAAUCAAGUGGGGAAUGAGCAAUUUGUUCACGUUUAAAAAAGGAAUUCCCCAGAGGAGAAAUGAUCUGAAGCAAACUGUAACGAGACGGUGUUGUAACUCAGGGUAGAAAAAAAACUGAAAAACUAGGUAGGUAUUGUAAUACAAGCGUGUACAAAAGCGUGAUGGGUGUGUUCUUCACUAAAUGUGACUCAGCGUGUGUGAUGACUGAUGCUGAGAUUAUUUCCUGACUUCAGUGGAACUCUGCUGAGUCUGUCCAAAACACUCAAAUAUUCUCAAGAAUAUGAGCGCUCACUUCCUCCUCUGCAGAGCUUUUCACGCUACAAACUAUCUGACUGCGAGUUCAGAUCGUUUCUUAAUUUAUCUCAAGGCUCCACUGUGCAAUUAGCACUUUUUUUCAGGGUUCAAAGGAAAUUCAAUGGAAACAAAGUGAGCCAAGGCCUGACUUACCACAAAGUUUCUCUGUGCUCCAUGUUCUUCAAAAAUGAGGAAGAAAAGAAAAAUACAGUUAAAAAAAAUCUCUUUAUUCACAUUUCAUCUUACAAAACUUUUUAUGUGUAAACAAACGAAACAUGAGUGGCAGAAAGAUCCCUUUUUCCUCAGACUAGGACUGUUAUGUAACUUCUCGAAAUCGAAGCGCAACUUAAGAUGUAAAUAAUCUCUGGUAUUAAGUCUCGGCUGGUGCGCAGGGUGCCAAUACUCUGACACUAUAAAAAAAAAACGAUUAUGAACACACACAAACGCAACACAGACGCACGACCGCCACUACCAAAGAAUUUCUACACUUACAUUAAACGCUCAGUUGUGAUUGAGGGCACACACUCAUGUUAUUCAAACCAGACCUUUGAGCAUCUGUGUGUGUGUGUGUGUGUGUGUGUGUAGACCUCAGUUCUUAUUGCUUUAUUUACCCUGUACUAUCUUAUUUGUUUAAUGGUUUGUCAAGCAUUUUCAGACUGAUUUUGCAAUGUGCUAUACAAAAUAAAGUUAUUGUAAAGUCACUGAAGUCUGCUGUUUCCCCCUCAUGUAUUAUGUAUCAUAUAUAAUGUUUUAAUUAUUAAGUAGAGCUGGGAGGCUUUAAUAUUUCUGUAUAGCACAGAGUAUCAAACACUAACUUUAAGUGACAAUUAUGAGAGAUAAUGGUAAAUGCUAAAACAUCAUGUGACACCAGUCAAAACAGGAAGAGUAAUAACCAGGACAGACUGUAUAAUAAUGGAGUGGCUCAGUGAUGCCGUUGCAGUUUGUUAACAUUAGCCGCUACAAGCUACUGGUCAUAUCAGACUAUAAGACUAGCAUCAAAAUUGUGCUGUGUAUUGAACUAAGCACAGGUGUGUUUUAUUAUUUAUGAAUUCGACCUUUCAUUUGUUUGAGUAAGAAUGUGUUUUGUUUUUUUUUUCAAAUUUGAUCUUCUAAAGGUGAAAUAGUCUCGCUUGAAAUCAACAUUCGAACAGUUUUAGAGCCUUUUCAUUCAGCGCAACUUCUUUUGCGGUUGUUUUUGAUUGUGAAAACGUCGCCUGAGCUUUUGUAGAAAAACGUAUGUAUAUUUUUCAAAUUACGGUAUCAUUGUGUACAGUGCUGAAACAUAGUCAUUUCAAAUGAUACUGUCUAAACAACAGCAGCAACAAAUAGUGAAUUUCCUGAUUAUCUCACACACAUCUUCCUGACAUUAUUAACAUUUCAUUUAAUCCACAUCUUAAUUGUCUCAAAUCUUGAAAAUCCUUCUCGCUCAUCUGCCACUCCUCAUUCAGACUUGGAUUUACAUUCAGAUGUAGAUGAAGAAUUUGCACAUUUAGUUUACAACACCUAAAUAUCUUCCAGUGAGUCCUGCCGACUCACACCUCGGCCACUUCCUAAAGCAACCAUUCUGUAUAACUCCCGUGCUGAAAUCAGAUUAGAUGCAUAGCAGCCGCUGCCUGAACAUAUCAAGCCACUCUGUCUAUCGAAGCUUUUUGUCGGUGUGUAAUCAAGUUGAUGGGGCUGCAGCGGCAUUACAGGAAGCACGGGAGGAUAAACAAUCAUGUUUGAUUUAUAAAUACUGUUUGCAGGAUUUGACGUCGAUGUUCAUAAAUUGUUUGAGAGACAGCGGAGAAGCUGAGGAGGCGCUGGAGGGGAGCGUUGCAAGCUACAGAAAUUGAGUCAAUACAAAUAGCUGCCUGCAGUUAUUGAUUUUCAAUAAAUAUUUGAAAAGCAUAUUUCCUGAAAUUGAAGUACAUCACCUACUGAAGAUCUUUUGGUUACUGUUCAUACCGUCCCUCCCACACGUCAGGAUUUAUAAGAAAUAGGGUGAGCAUUUUUUCACCUGCUCUGCCUCCCCUACUCUCCCCUCAGAUCUGUCCUCUCUCCAUCCAUCUAUCCCUCCGCCCCACCCCGAUUUGUCAUCAGCCAUUGAGAGCUUGUUUACGAGCGCUCUGCCUUUCAAUCUCUCCAUUCAUCUCUCACUCCUGGCUCCUCCAUCAUCCACCCAGCCGUUACCUGUCCUCAAGGCCACAGUCAAUGAUGACUGUGCUCUCAAAUGCAUUUUCCCCCUCAUCUGUUUCUCCCUCAACCCAUCCA
This is a messenger RNA of Seriola aureovittata, 7627 nucleotides long. It is a transcript of the gene ccdc146, whose product is annotated as coiled-coil domain containing 146. The record is from RefSeq and is a predicted model, not a curated record. NCBI's taxonomy places the organism in Eukaryota, Metazoa, Chordata, Actinopteri, Carangiformes, Carangidae. Gene Ontology annotation, cellular component: cytoskeleton. The transcript has 23 exons. Bases 136 to 3027 code for a protein of 963 amino acids.